AGAAUGGUUAUCACAGACACGGCUGCGUGGGUACAGUCUCAAUCGAGAAGUAUUGUCGAUUUCAUUUCGGCACCAAACUCGAACUCUUCCCUUCCACCGUACGUUCAAAUCGGAGCCGCCGCCGCAGUCACCAUGGGCCUCGGAUACUACUUGUCGAAGAGCUCGUCAUCGACGUCGGGAUCCUACUCGUUCAGUGGGGUCACCUAUUCGGGAAAUGUCAAGCCACUGGUGGAUCCGAUGAAUCAGAGUCGCAUUUUGCCGGAUGGUUCCCGCAUCAGCGCCUACCUGAAGGACGACGAACUCCAGGCUUUCCUGUUCGAAGACGCGCGCACCCUCUACCAGGGUGUUCGCCGUGGAGCCCGUCUCUCGAACAACGGGCCGAUGCUCGGACGUCGAGUCAAACAGUCGGAUGGUUCAAUCCCGUACGUGUGGGAGUCGUACAAUACGAUUCUCGAGCGAGCCGACAACGUGUCCGUCGCGUUCCGUGAGCUCGGCGUUCCGACUGGCAACGCGGAGAACAUUGGGAUCUACUCGAAGAAUCGCGCCGAAUGGAUCAUCACCGAAUUCGCCACCUACAACUAUUCGAAUGUGAUUGUGCCGAUCUACGAGACCCUUGGAUCAGAAGCGUCGAUAUUCAUUUUGAAUCAGGCAGAGAUCAAGAUUGUUGUCUGUGAUGAUAUUUCAAAGGCCACUGGUCUCUUAAAGUUCAAGGAGCAAUGCCCAAGUUUGAGCACACUUGUUGUGAUGGAACCAGUCACCGAUGAGCUCAAAACGACUGCGUCAUCGCUCGGAGUCGAGGUGCUCACGUUCGAGGAUCUCGAGAAGAUUGGAAAGAACGCCAAGACUCGUCCAGCACACAUUCCACCAACACCAGAGGAUCUUGCGACCAUAUGCUACACGUCAGGAACGACUGGAACACCGAAAGGUGUGAUGCUCACUCACGCGAACGUGAUCGCCGACGGUGUCUGUAUGGACUUCUUCAAGCACAGUGGCAUCGCGGCGACCGAUUCGAUGAUCAGCUUCCUUCCGUUGGCUCACAUGCUCGAGAGAGUCAUCGAGAGUGUGUGCUUCUGUGUCGGCGCGAAAGUCGGAUUCUAUCGUGGUGACAUACGUGUGUUGGCCGAGGAUAUCAAAGAGUUGAAGCCGACUGUGGUGCCAGUGGUGCCACGUGUCUUGAAUCGGCUUUACGAUAAAGUGAUGUCUGAAGUGAACAAGUCGACUUUGAAGAAGAUGUUGUUUGAUUUCGCUAUCUCAUACAAGGCCAGAGAUAUGGCAAACUUCAAUAUCAGAAAUGACGGAUUCUUCGACAAUUUGGUAUUCAAAAAGAUUCGCGAAGGAUUCGGAGGGCGUGUGCGUCUGAUGAUCACCGGAUCGGCUCCACUUUCGACGAAUGUGCUCACCUUCGUUCGUGCCGCUAUGGGAUGUGUCGUCGUCGAGGGUUACGGUCAAACGGAAUGUGUCGCCGCUUGCACUGUCUCGAUGGAAGGAGAUUCGCUAGCCGGACACGUCGGAAUGGUGAUCCCAUCGUGUCAGAUCAAGUUGGUCGACGUGCCCGAGUUGAACUAUUACGCGAAGGAUCAAGCCGGCGAGGUGUGUGUCAAGGGACACAUCAUCUUCAAGGGAUACUAUAAGAAUGAGCAACAAACGAAGGAGACGAUCGAUGAGGAUGGAUGGUUGCACACUGGAGACAUUGGACGAUGGACUCCUGAGGGAACGCUGAAAAUUGUGGAUCGCAAGAAGCACAUUUUCAAGCUCUCGCAGGGAGAAUACGUGGCACCGGAGAAGAUUGAGAACAUCUAUGUCCGCUCGAAAUAUGUCGCUCAAUCAUUUGUUCAUGGAGAAUCACUGAAGACGUGUCUCAUUGCUAUUGUUGUACCUGAUGCUGAGGUUCUCGUCCCAGCGAUGGCCGACCAAGGAAUCAAGGGAACAUUCGAAGAGCUGUGCAACAACGACGCCGUCAAAAAGGCGAUCCUCGAUGACAUGGUCGCUGUUGGCAAGAAAGCCGGGCUCUUCUCGUUCGAGCAAGUGCGCGAUAUCAGUCUCUCCGCCGAGCAAUUCAGCGUCGAGAAUGAUCUUCUCACGCCAACGUUGAAGAGCAAGCGUCCGAAGCUGAAGGCUCACUACUCGAAGCAACUCGAUGCGAUGUAUUCGAAACUUCCAUAGAUUCCGUUCCCCCCGAUUCAUUUAUCCACCACCACCAGUGCCAUUCCCUCAUUCCUUAUGCUCAAACAUUGAUAUUUUCGUUGUUUUGUUUCAAUCCAAAUAAUUCCAUUAACUUGAUUUCAUUAACGGGUAUACGCUUUCUUCCUCCCUCUCUCGAUAUUCACGUUCGGUUUAUCAGUUUAUCAUCGGCUUGUUCCCAUUUAUUGAUUGUUUUAUCGCAAGUACACAAAACAUUUCACUUUAUUAUUUCCAUUUUCCCUCACCUUCCCCCCUACCCUAUGUAUUUAGACGACAGAGUUAUUGAAUAUAGUAAUUGGUUAAUAUAUUACACGUGAAAAACUAUUGUACUGGCAUUUACUGUGAUUGUUUUACUUUAUUGCAACAACAAAGAAUUUCCCCCUCCCAUAAAUAAAAAGUGAAAAAAUUCCAAUUCA
Molecule: messenger RNA, 2597 nt
Organism: Caenorhabditis elegans
Lineage: Eukaryota; Metazoa; Nematoda; Chromadorea; Rhabditida; Rhabditidae
Gene: acs-13
Product: Long-chain-fatty-acid--CoA ligase
Exons: 6
Coding region: 4-2163 (719 amino acids)
Biological process (GO): long-chain fatty acid metabolic process; fatty acid metabolic process
Molecular function (GO): long-chain fatty acid-CoA ligase activity; arachidonate-CoA ligase activity
Source: RefSeq, marked reviewed